CACUUGGACGAUUUCCUGAUUUUUUUUUCUUCUCUUGUCAUUUUUAAACUUUCCUCUAAUUUUUAUUUUUAAUUGGAGAAAAAAAAGAAGAAAAGGAAAAAUUAUACAAGAAACAAAUAUUAUUCAGGUACCGGGCAUAUCUCCCAAGGUCAAAACCGCAGACGCAAAGACAGAGAGAUACAGAGGGAGAGAGAAAUAAAUAAACCUUUUUUUUUUUGAUAGUUUGGACGACCUAAACUCGCCAGAGUCUAGAGCUAGACUACUAGACUACUAUCUUAGUAGCUCAGUUCGCCUCCCCACACUCUUGCCCUACUUUUUGAUUAUUAACUUGCUUGUCACCGGGAAACUACAAAUUCCCCCUACCUCCCGCCUCUAAUUAAUUUCUUUCUACUCUCAUUUCCCUAUUGCGAAACCUCUUCGACUCGGUCAACGCGCCGUUUUGCAAUCCGUCAUUAGUGUCGCCAACACUUGGGCGUAGCCCACCCCAGGCGACCUCAACCCGCCGAAUCACUUUCUCGAUUCGCCGAACUAACCCUUCCUACUCCCCGCUGGUCCACUCCGUCGCCAAGUGACCUUUUACCUAUUUCAGACUUGAAUAACGAUCCUACACUUUCACUCGGUAUUAGUCGUUUACAUCACCACUUUCAGAAAUGUCGAGCGCUUCGGAAAAGACGGUUUCGCCCAGCGCCUCCAAACAAUCCUCCAUCAAAUCGGUCGAGCUUUCUACGAGAUCACCCAAGUUACGACCGCAAAAUGGUCAAUCUAUAAACGAUAACCCCCAUGCCGAGGGUCAGCCGAGGCAACCCGAAAAGGCCUCCAUCAAGGAUCGCUUAACCCGAAUGUUCUCCAAUAAAGACGACCUCCCUAGAUCCGGCCUUGUUGAUAUUUCCCAACCUUCGAAGCGCGCAGCCCCGAGCCCAUCCCCGAGCCAAAUUGGUGUUAAUAAUGCACCCGCAAAGCCGAGUGCCUUGGCCCGCAAGCCAUCCUCAGCCGAAGCGCCGAACGUAUCUAAACCAGCGCAUCAUCAGCGAUUCGUCGUAAACUCAGAAGUUCCUGGUGGUCACGAGCAUCACCUCAAGGGAAGCAAGCGACAAGAAAAGUUGUCUGACAUGUGGAAGACACUCCUUGGAAGGAAGCAAGAUCAACAACCAGAAGCCGACCUGUCCUUGGUUUCGAGUUGGGUAGACACGCUGAAGCAAGAGAAGGAGUCACUAGCUGGUGACAAGAGGGGAGGGCCCAACCAGAGCAUUACCCUCGUCGAAAAGUAUGGCAAAUGUCAAGAGGUGGUUGGCCGUGGUGCCUUUGGAAUUGUAAGGAUAUCGCAUAAAAAGAUCGAGAACGGAGAGAAGCUCUUCGCCGUUAAAGAAUUCCGUCGACGACCCGAAGAGACUGAGAAGAAGUACAGCAAGCGUUUAACCGCAGAGUUCUGCAUUUCGUCUUCUUUACGCCACCCGAAUAUAAUACAUACGCUAGAUCUGCUUAAAGAUCAGAAAGGAGACUACUGUGAGGUCAUGGAGUAUUGCUCCGGCGGCGACCUAUACACCCUUGUCCUAGCCGCCGGCAAAUUAGAAGUCGCAGAAGCCGACUGCUACUUUAAGCAGAUGAUGCGCGGCGUCGAAUAUCUACACGAAAUGGGAGUAGCGCAUCGCGAUUUAAAACCAGAAAACUUACUUCUGACCAGCCAUGGUGCCUUGAAAAUUACGGAUUUCGGCAACGGCGAGUGCUUCAGAAUGGCGUGGGAAAAUGAUGCCCACAUGGUGUCUGGUCUCUGCGGUUCGGCGCCUUAUAUUGCUCCUGAAGAAUACAUAGAUAAGGAGUUCGAUGCUCGUGCUGUCGACGUCUGGGCGUGUGGUGUCAUAUAUAUGGCCAUGCGAACCGGAAGGCAUCUUUGGAGAGUCGCCAAAAAGGACGAGGACGAAUUCUACGAACGCUAUCUUGAGGGUCGUCGUGAUGAAGAAGGAUACGGCCCAAUUGAGUCAUUACACCGUGCUCGCUGUCGUAACGUCAUCUACUCCAUAUUGGACCCCAACCCUACGCGACGUAUCACAGCAUCACAAGUCCUAAAGUCCGAAUGGGGUCGCGAGAUCAAACUGUGUAAGGCCGGCGAAGAAGGCCUUUAAAUGACACCCCCCUCGCGACAAAUAUUUACUCGGGGAUUGGCAUUGCCAUGAUCCAAUUCAAUACCGGAUUGUUCCUUUCCUGUCCCUUUGGUAUCAUAAUCGUCAACCGAGAUGACGACUUUUAACGAUCUUCGCAACCUUAUCGACGAAGAUCACAAGUAAUUCAACCACAAGCCUGGGUUGUAAUCACAACCCCGCUCAUGACCCAAUUGUCGUUUCGCAUGGAGUUCUGGUGAAAAUACGGUUUCUUGCAUUGUCCUUCCAAAUUCUAUUCUU
Hypoxylon trugodes is the source of this 2396-nucleotide messenger RNA. RefSeq names its product serine/threonine-protein kinase hal4. Gene Ontology annotation, biological process: protein phosphorylation; intracellular monoatomic cation homeostasis; intracellular signal transduction. The record is from RefSeq and is a predicted model, not a curated record. The transcript is spliced from 2 exons. The coding region runs from base 651 to 2120 and encodes 489 amino acids. Gene Ontology annotation, molecular function: ATP binding; protein serine/threonine kinase activity. NCBI's taxonomy places the organism in Eukaryota, Fungi, Ascomycota, Sordariomycetes, Xylariales, Hypoxylaceae.